AAAAAUCAGAACCAAUGAAUGGAUAAGUAAAUAUAUGUAGUCUCCUUUACUUCAAGGAUAAAAUAACUAGAAAACCAUUGGCUGGAGAGUCCAUAGUAGCAAAAAGACCACUGGUUUAUCACUCUUUUGUUUCUCCCCUUUAACUCUUUGCUUCUUUUGAUCACUGCCUAUAUAUUAACCAUUAGUCCCAAACUCUAAAUAUCAUCUUCAGUACUAUCAAAUCUACUACUAGGCACUAGCAAUCCAAAAUUUCAGAAAAGCAAAAGCAAGAUUUCAUAUAUCAAAACUCAAGUAGAAAAAAGAGUUUUUAGAAAGAAAACCAUAUAUCAUGAGUUCAAGCAGGAGAGCAUGGAUAGUAGCAGCGAGUGUUGGAGCAGUGGAAGCUUUAAAAGACCAAGGUUUUUGUAGAUGGAAUUACCCUUUGACGUCCUUUGCUCAGCACGCUAAGAAUAAUAUGAGAUCUUACUCUCAAGUUAAGAAGCUUUCUUCUACUUCUUCCUCCUCACUGAUUGCAAGGAGUGAGAAGGCAAAGCAAUCUGAAGAGUCUUUGAGGAAAGUUAUGUACUUGAGCUGUUGGGGUCCCAACUGAUCUUAUUUUCUUCUUCAUUAGAUUCCUUCAUCGUCAUUUUUACAGAGACUUGAAGAUUUUCAAGUUGAAAAAGGGGGAAAAAAGGAAUAUGAUGUAGAAAAUGACUGUAAAUAGAAUAUAAAGGCAUGCGACCUUACGAUUA
Molecule: messenger RNA, 731 nt
Organism: Nicotiana tabacum (common tobacco)
Lineage: Eukaryota; Viridiplantae; Streptophyta; Magnoliopsida; Solanales; Solanaceae
Source: RefSeq, a predicted model, not a curated record